This is a messenger RNA of Gadus chalcogrammus (walleye pollock), 4055 nucleotides long. Its product is annotated as serine/arginine repetitive matrix protein 1-like. Gene Ontology annotation, cellular component: nucleus. The transcript has 27 exons. Gene Ontology annotation, molecular function: nucleic acid binding; zinc ion binding. Gene Ontology annotation, biological process: DNA-templated transcription. The record is from RefSeq and is a predicted model, not a curated record. NCBI's taxonomy places the organism in Eukaryota, Metazoa, Chordata, Actinopteri, Gadiformes, Gadidae. Bases 356 to 3115 code for a protein of 919 amino acids.
UGACACAGGUCGUAUGUUUUCCUGUCACGUCGUGCUGUGUAGUGGGCGUAGGCCUAGGCGUGUUUUAUUCACACGUUUUGUUUUAAAUAUGAGGAAUAAAAAACUCAAAUUGUUAUCGUCAACAGGUGUCAGUAGUUAAUGCACUCUUGCAAACUGUCAAAACGUUAAACACGGGAUUAUGAAGAUUUUGUGCUCGGACAAUGACUCCCUGCAAACAUGAGCACAAGAUUAUAAGAACUGUUGAAUAGUAUCCAACAUUAGUCCACUCGCUUUGACUAUUUGCAAAAAGUGCUUCGAAGCGUCCCCACGAAAGGAGGGGGCCUUGGACGUUCUGAAGGAGCUGAAUGAUUUCAAUAUGACUGUAAAACUUCUUCAGGAUACCAGGAUUGGCAUGUCUGUGAACAACAUCAGGAAACAUUGCUCUGAUGCAGAGGUCAUCGCCUUAGCAAAGUUUCUAAUUAAAGACUGGAAAAGGCUUUUAGAACCUGCCGAGCCUAAGAAAGAGAAACUUGAUGACAAGAACGGUGUGGGCCCCAGUAAGAGAGCGGUUUCUCCCAACCUCUUUGAGACAGACAGCAGCCCAAGGAGAGAGGAUGUGGGGGGGCCACGGGAGUCCUUGCCUGACAAGAAUGACUCAGAUAAACACAAAGAAGAGCAACGGCAUCAAGACGAAGACCUCCAUGACCACAGCAAGACAAGCGGGGAAGCGAAGAGGGAAAAACGCGCAAGCGAACCCGUUAACAAAACUCACCCGGGCGGGAAGGAAGCAAACGGAGACCGCCAGCGGGAAACCGACAGGAUGGACGGACGCACGUCACCCAGAGACGUUGCUCCUCCUGCCCCCGAUAGAAGAGCGGACCGCGGUGGAGAGGGACGUCCCCCAGACCCCCGGGAGGGGGAGGGCCGCCAGCAGUCCCCCCGACGGGGGAAACACCGAGACGAAGACACAGAGAAGAUGAGGAAGAAGAGGAGACGAGCGGUGGAGCUGGAGAAGAGGGAGGACCCCGAAAAGUUCCGGUCCCACGACAAGACCAGAGAGAAGAGAUUCACUGAGAACGCGGGAACUGAGAGGCACGCCGGAGACCGUAGGCUAGAGAGAUGGACGCACGGGCCUCCGGGAGAGAGACACCGCAACGAGCCAAGGAGAGAGAGGCGGUUGCCCGAGCAACGACCACUGUUUGAAAGGCGAGGAGUGAUGGACAGCAGCAUCCUCUAUCCGACCCGUUGCCCUUCUCCUCCUCCCCUCAUUCGCCGCCGGCGCCCCGUUCGCCCCCCUCGGCCCCUACCGACCCCCCUGCCGGCCAAGUGUCCUUCUGUUGAAGUCAAGAAGGACAGGAAGAGGAAGAGCAGCAAAGAGUCGGCCCCUCGUCCCCUUCGCCCCCCGCAGUCCGCCCCCCCGCGCCGCGCCUCCCCAGUGAGGCGGCUCUCGCUGGAGGUCAAGAAGGAGAGGCAAGUCCCACCGGAUCCCAACGCUCCGAUCGCCCCCCUCCCCUUCCAUCUCCAUCCGCCUCCGACAAGAAGAGAACCGCCAGACCCCAACGCCCCGUUUGCUCCUCUACCUUUCCACCUGCACCCCCCUCCCCCUGCCAAGCAUCCCACUGCGGACGGGAAGAAGCCGGUGGCAGAGAUCAAGAAGGAGCCCUCAGACUGCCAGCCUCCCUCGCUGAAGAACUCCCCUGAGCCGCUAAAGAAAGACAGGAAAGACUCAUCGGAGGGCAAAGGGGCCAAAAAACAUUCACUGGAAGUCAAAAAAGAAAGGAAACAUUCAAGUGAUCUUAAACCACCUCUGCAGAAAAAGCCCAAGUUGGAUGUGACGAAAGAGAAGCACAGGAAGGACUCUUCUGACUCAAAGCCAGGACUUCCUGUUAAACUGCUUCCAAUGGAUUUCAAAUCUGACAGGAAGGACUUUUCUGACUCCAAGACCAGUCUUCCUGUCAAAAGACUUUCAAUGGAUUCCAAAGACAGGAAGGACUCUUGUGAUUUAAAGACAGGACUUCCUGUGAAAAGUCUUUCAAUGGAUUCCAAAUCUGAUAGGAAGGAAUCUUCUGACUUCAAUAUGGGACUUCCUGUGAAAAGACUUUCAAUGGAUUCCAAAUCUGACAGGAAGGACUCUUGUGACUCCAAUGCGGGACUUCCUUUGAAAAGACUUUCGAUGGAUUCCAAAUCUGACAGGAAGAAGGCUUUUGACUCCAAGCCUGGACUUCCUGGGAAAAGACUUUCUUUGGAUUCAAAAAUGGACAGGACUCACCGGAAUGACUUUUCUGACUCCGAGCCAGGACUUCCUGUGAAAAGACAUUCGAUGGAUGCCAAAUCUGACAGGAAAGAGUCCACUGAAUCCAAGAAGGCAAGCCCAUUGCCAGCGAAAAAACUUGGAGGUGAAAGGAGAGAGUCUCACGGCACCAAACCGCUCAACCCUGUUCAGCCCUCGACUGACGACCCUGAGAGCAAACGAGCCAAAGCCAACUUCCCUCAGACCCCCCCCAGCCCCGCCAGCUCCCUGUCCCCUGGCUUCAGCCCCGGCGGGGGGGCUCUGUCCCCUGGCUUCAGCCCCAGUGGGGGGCCGCUAUCCCCUAGCUUCAGCCCACGGGGGGGUCCCCUGUCCCCGCGCCUGGCCACCGGAGACACGGUCCGGGACAAGUGCAUCGAGAUGCUGUCGGCCGCGCUGCGCACAGACAAUGACUUCAUGGAGUUUGGUGCUAACUGUGAGCAGAUGGCCGUGGACAUUGAGGAUCAUAUCUACCAAGAGAUCCGGGCCACCGACAUGAGGUACAAGAACCGGGUCCGGAGCCGCAUCAGCAACCUAAAGGACCCAAAGAACCCGGGCCUGCGCCGGAACGUGCUGGCGGGGUACAUCGAGAUGACCCGCAUAGCCUCCAUGUCUGCUGAGGAAAUGGCGAGCGACGAGUUGAAGCAGCUGAGGAACGUUCUCACCCAGGAGGCCAUCAGAGAGCACCAAAUGGCCAAGACCGGAGGCACCACCACAGACCUCUUGCAGUGCAGCAAGUGCCGGAAGAAGAACUGUAGCUACAACCAGGUGCAGACCCGUAGCGCUGAUGAGCCCAUGACCACGUUUGUGCUGUGCAACGAGUGUGGAAACCGCUGGAAGUUCUGCUGAUGCCUCCCAGACCAAAUGGGAAUCAUGCUGAUAUCGAUGAAAUUAAAUUAUUUUCUAUGACAAUGUAGACAGGGACGAUUUACAAUACUGCAGCUAAAAGUGUGCUCAUAAUUUAUACUAUGUUAUAUUUUUAUGAUUUGUAAGCAUGUAUGUUUUGACUAAAAUAUAAUAAUACUUUUGACUUAAAGACUUUUUGCAUGAUUGAAUCAGAGCAAGCUAGCUUGGAUAAACAGGUCACAUAUUUUUGCUUCGGGAAAGCGUUCAUUAGAAUAUAACUUACUCUAAUAAUAAAUUCAAAAUUGCAACUGUUUAAUUUGUAUAUUUCAAAUCCCAGACUGAUUGCAUACUCUGAAAGUGUUUCUAAACUCCCUAAUUUAAUAAAUAAUCUUGACAAUCAGUUUAUUUGUCCCCCAUUGGUUUCUUCUAGAAUGUUCUACACAUGUGAGACAUUCUUUUCAUUAGAUGUUGGAAUAGUUAAUAUACGGCAUCCCAAUUGGCCUGAAUUAAUUUAAUAUGGACUAAUAAAUGCUCUUGUGUUUUCAAAUAAGUUGUAGAAUGGACAUCCUUGAACGUCUACUGUGUCACCACAAUCUCACAGUAGGUGGCAAUAGAUCAUAGAAGGGAUAGAAGAAUAGAUUUUGAGCAUUCAUCGACACAUUCAAUGGAUUUGUUAUUUUGUUAGGUUACUAUUAACAUACCGAUUAAACAGCCAUUAUCAUCAUAUUGAAGUGCAAUCAAAAAUAAUAUACGUAUUUUUCAGCGUCGACAUAUUAGGUACCAUAUUUAAACAAGAAUUAUUGUCUAAGAACAAAAUUCUAAACAGACCUUUACUUUGACACAGAAAGCCUUCAAUACAGAACGGCUUCAGCAUCUACCAAGCACAGAAUCUAGGAGUUCCUCUCCCCUGGUGAAAGCCCUACUCCCCCGCAGCCUGUUUACU